This is a messenger RNA of Chrysemys picta bellii (western painted turtle), 2875 nucleotides long. Lineage: Eukaryota; Metazoa; Chordata; Testudines; Emydidae. The record is from RefSeq and is a predicted model, not a curated record.
GAUGUGUGUUUGCGUGUGUGUGAGACACUGAACCAGGAUCUUUCUGAAGAAGCUUUGAGAUGAAAUUACUGAGAAUUUUUGCCUGAAGCGAGGGAUGUUUCCCUAGUCCAAGACAAGCAGCAGCCUGCAGUCAGAGAGAAGCAGUGGCCAAAGUCAGCCCAGAAGAGAGACUUCUCACAGAUCUUCUCAAGAGUCCAAAGGGAGAUGGUGAUGAGGAGGAGGAAGGAGGAUCCCAUGAGGCCCCAGUGUCAGCAUUCAUCAUGCUCUUUGCAGUGAGAGCCUGAGACUUUCCAGCGCUGAACAUUUCUGUGUCUCAUCUACAACCACACCCUGAAAUCAAAUUCACAGCCAGGUGAACCAGGCACUGUACAAACAUGUCAGAGCUGCCUCCGCCCCCUUCUCUCCCGCUCUCUCUUGCCUUCUCCUUUCUCUCUCAAGUUUCUCGGAGAGUCAACGGAUUCCAGCGUGAGAAUAUUUUCACCUCACCACUGGUUCUGGAGCAGUGAGAAAUCUGGGGAUAUUAAUGACUUAAUGUACUGGAGAACCGAACAGUGAAGUAGUCUGAGAAGAAGAAGAGAAGCAAAUAGCUGGCAUCAUGUUUCGCAAAAAGAAGAAGAAACGACCUGAGAUCUCUGCUCCGCAGAACUUCCAGCAUCGGGUCCACACCUCGUUCGAUCCAAAGGAGGGUAAAUUCAUUGGCUUGCCCCCUCAAUGGCAGAAUAUUCUAGACACCCUAAAACGCCCAAAGCCAGUUGUAGACCCUUCAAGAAUCACCAGGAUGCAGCUUCAACCUAUGAAGACUGUAGUGAGGGGCAGCAGCAUCGAACUGGAGGGAUAUAUCUCUGGGAUACUGAAUGAUAUUCAGAAGCUUUCUGUCAUCAGUUCCAACACUCUAAGGGGAAAGAGCCCAACCAGCAGAAGGAGAGCCCAGUCACUUGGACUUUUGGGAGAGGACAGGCUCCCAGACAUGUAUCUUCAGAGCCCUGAGGUCGACUGGGAAGACAAAUAUGGAAACUACCUCAACUGCAAUGGUGGAAGCAAAGCAGCCCGAAGGCAGACGAUGUGGCCAGAUUAUAAAUCCAGGACGGAUGGGCAAGCUCAUCCCAAUGGUAUGGUAAUGAAAGCAAAGUCCCUUGGGCCUUCAGAGUUCCAAGGUGAGGAUGGGCGCUGCAUCCAGCUCACUUCAGUUUCGCAGCAUCAACAGCACACCUGUGUUCUGGUUGGGAAGAGUGAUAAGGCUGAAAGAAGAAGCUCAGAAUGCUGGCCCCAGCCUUGCCUGGUGGCACAAGUGAAUCCCAGGCCUUCUGGGGAGGGCAGCCCUUGUCCCAAAUCGAGGGAAAACAGCUUGAAACGAAGGCUGUUACGAAGUGUGUUUCCCUCAUCCAGUGACUCAAAUAAGUCAGGCUCCGCCCUGCAGAUUAAGUCUAAUGCUUUCUUCAGGCCCCAGCAGUGGGGUUCUCCACGCAGCCCUUCAACCAAAGCCCAGUCUCUUCCGCCUGAUCAGCCAGCACCAGAUUUAACCAGGAUGAUUUCAGAAGCUGGUACCCCCCAGAAGAGCCCAACAACUGAGAAGGCAACUACAUUGCCACAGGGCAGGCCAUCACCAGCAGGAUCCCCCCGAAACAGACACACUCAGACCAGUUCCAGCAACCUUCACCUGUCCCAAGACUCUUCUGCUAAAGGACAGUUGGCCAAUGAAGACCCUGUGGUUGUGACUCAUGAGCAGUUCAAGGCUGCACUCAGAAUGGUGGUGGACCAGGGUGAUCCCCGGACAUUGCUGGAGAACUAUGUGAAGAUUGGUGAAGGAUCUACAGGCAUUGUCUGCAUCGCUCGUGAGAAGCAUUCAGGGCGACAGGUGGCAGUAAAGAUGAUGGACCUGAGAAAGCAGCAGCGACGGGAACUUCUUUUUAAUGAGGUGGUGAUAAUGAGAGACUAUCAGCACAUCAAUGUGGUGGAGAUGUAUAAAAGCUACCUGGUGGGAGAGGAACUCUGGGUGCUCAUGGAAUUUUUGCAGGGAGGAGCCCUCACAGACAUUGUGUCUCAAAUCAGGCUAAACGAGGAACAAAUUGCGACAGUGUGUGAGUCAGUGCUGCAAGCCCUUGCAUAUUUGCAUUCCCAGGGUGUGAUUCACAGAGACAUUAAGAGCGACUCCAUUCUCCUGACCCUUGAUGGAAGGGUGAAACUCUCAGAUUUUGGCUUCUGUGCUCAGAUCAGUAAAGAUGUACCAAAAAGGAAGUCCCUAGUGGGAACUCCAUAUUGGAUGGCUCCGGAGGUUAUUUCAAGGGCCCCAUACACUACUGAGGUGGAUAUCUGGUCUCUAGGGAUCAUGGUGAUAGAGAUGGUGGAUGGAGAACCCCCCUAUUUCAGUGACUCACCAGUCCAAGCAAUGAAGAGACUCCGUGACAAUUCUCCUCCCAAACUGAAAAAUUCUCACAAGACUUCUCCAGUUCUGAGAGACUUCUUGGAACGGAUGUUGACACGAGAUCCUCUAGAAAGAGCAACAGCUCAAGAGCUUCUGGAUCACCCCUUCUUGCUCCAGACUGGACUUCCAGAGUGCCUAGUCCCCCUUAUUCAGCAGUACAGGAAACGCACCUCCACCUGCUGACUCUGCGCAUGGGGAAAAGCCAGUAUCCCAGCACUGGAAAGGCAAUUUCUCUGCUGGAAAUACUUGUACUUGACCAAGACUCAAGCAGUGUCACUCUGCGAACAGUGCUUAGAACUUGUCAGUAUUUUUUUUUGGAAGGAUGAAUGUGAAAAUUCCCUCCAGCCUUUAGCUGCUUCCCUUUUGCUGAAGACAAUCAAGUCAGACCCAAUAUUUCUCAAGAACAAAACAGAGGCAUUACAUGGCUUCUGGAAUCUCAUAUUUCUCUUACAA